CGCGCGAGCGCCGCUCCACUGCCGGGCGACCGCGGGAAAAUUCCAAAAAAGUCAAACAAAACAAAAAACCAGUACGGGGCAAAGCCAAAUUUGCAAGCCACAGAACCCGGGCGGAGGCGUCCUUUCUGCCACUGCCCAAACUGCUGAAGCAGCUCUGGCGCAGACCACCCGAUUUGAUGUGUGCUCACUGUUUCUUUCAGUGCUUGGCAGGCUGCUGUGAAGGUCCAUCACCUUUUCCCUUUCUCCAGGAUGGCUCAAGAUUCAGUAGGCUUUUUUUCUGCUUAUCAGUUUUGGAUGCAGAAGCUUUCUGUGUGGGACCAGGCCUCUACUCUGGAAACCUGGCAAGAUGCCUGCCUUCACCUGCCUCGAUUUCAGGAGUUCCUGAGGCAGAUGUAUGAAGUCUUGAAAGAGAUGGAUUCAAAUACGAUCAUUGAAAGGUUCCCCACAAUUGGUCAACUCUUGGCAAAAACUUGCUGGAAUCCUUUUAUCUUAGCAUUUGAUGAAAGCCAGAAAAUUCUAAUAUGGUGCUUAUGUUGUCUAAUUAAUAAAGAACCACAGAAUUCUGAAGAAUCGAAACUUAACUCCUGGACACGGGGGUUGUUAUCUCAUAUACUUUCGGCAUUCAGAUUUGAUACAAAAGAAGUUGGUCUUUUUACUCAAGGUCUUGAAUUUACACCUGCAGAUUACUAUCCUGGUUUGCUUAAAAAUAUGGUUUUAUCAUUAGUGUCUGAACUCCGAGAGAAUCAUCUUAAUGGAUUUAACACUCAAAGGCGAAUAGUUCCUGAAAAAAUAAGGCUCCUGUCACGAAUUUGUAUACCACUUGUAACUCUGCCAGAUAUUGAACCACUGGUGGAGGCUCUUCUCACCUACCAUGGACAUGAACCUCAGGAAGUGCUCUGGCCUGAGUUCUUUGAUGCUGUGAAUGAGGCCUUUCUGCUGAAGAAGAUCUCUCUCCCCGAGUCCGCUGUAGUCUGCCUCUGGCUUCGGCACCUUCCCAGCCUUGAAAAAGCAACACUGCAUCUUUUUGAAAAGCUGAUCUCCAGUGCGAGAAAUUUCCUGAGAAGGAUUGAAUGCUUUUUGAAAGAUUCAUUACUGCCUGAAGCAGCCUGCCACCCUGCCAUAUUCAGAGUUGUCGAUGAAACGUUCAGGUAUGCACUCCUGGAAACCAAUGGAGCCCCAGAAGUAAUAGCCACUAUUCAAGUGUUUACAGGGUGCUUUGUGGAAGCUCUGGAAAAAAAAAAACAACUGAAGUUUACAUUCAAGACCUACUUUCCUUAUGGCUCUCCAUCCCUUGUUAUGGUGCUGCUACAACACCCAAAAGAAAUCCCACAAGAACUGUGGCACCAGCCACUGAAACAUAUUUCCGAAAUGCUCAGAGAAAUAGUUGAAGACCAGACUCACAGGUCCUACGGAGGCCCCUUUGAGUGCUGGUUGUUCAUUCACUUUGGAGGAUGGGCUGAUAUGGCGGCUGAGCAGUUAGUGAUGUCAGAAGCUGAACCCCCUGAGGCCCUGCUCUGGCUCUUGGCAUUCAGCUACAGCCCACGUGACGGGAGUCUGCAGCGAGCACAGACCAUGGUAGAGGUAAAAGCAGUGCUCGUCCGCCUCAAAAAGCUGCUUAGAAGUCCAAAUCUCUCAGCAAGAGAUCUUCAGGCAGCAGCUGCAGAGAGCAGAGACAGAGACCCCAGACCACCUUUGUGUCAACAGCUCAUCAGGCGCCUCCUCCUGAACUUCCUGCUCUGGACUCCUAGAGCCCAUGUGAUUGCCUGGGAAGUCCUCACCCUUAUGGCUCCAACUGAUGAGUUAGCCCACGAGAUGACUGGCUUUCUCGACCAGACCUUGUACAGAUGGGAUCAUCUCCGCAUGGAAGCCACAAGGCCGAGAAAGCUGGCCAGAGAACUCCUCGCAGAGCUGCGCCCAGCUGGCACUGCCGUGUAGGCACCGGGCUCCCUGUGGCCUCGUGAGGUAAUGAGACCGUCUCUUCAUGGAAUGAGUAGUGAGAAUGAGCCCUAGAGCUUGGCAUGAUUUACUGGUACAUAUUUUAUGAAGUGAAAAGACAGGUCCUUUAGCCCAAACUCAGUCGAGUUUAUUGUUCGUGACUGGAUUGUGGCCUCUAGCAUUCCCUACCUGUUCAGCCCAGCUGUCAGAGAAUCACCAAAGGCUUGCAUCGGAGAACAGAUUUUUACUUCUGUUUUCCCUCAUAUCAAACCAAGAUAGGCAACUGUGACUUGAUUAGUUCAAAGUCUUUGGACCAAGAAAUUCAUGAACCACUGAUCAAUUCAGAAAGUAACUUUGUUCUUUUGCACAGGUCUCUUUUUUAGAAAUCGUGUUACUGUUAUUGGUGUUUCUUUUGACCUGCAGGGAUUUGAGAUGAAGCCACACUGUCUUGUUUCCCUGAGAAAUUCUUCAUCGAGGAGCCUCUCGGGGACCUUAGAAGGGAAACAGAGUCCACUUGAGACUGAUAGCAAAGUGGUAGUGAACGGGACCACUGCUCAUUGGUGGGCACGCGAGCCAGCCCUGCUGUGGAGGACGGUACUUGCCAACGGGGUAAAGCCGGUUCCAGUGCUA
This is a messenger RNA of Lutra lutra (Eurasian river otter), 2565 nucleotides long. It is a transcript of the gene FANCC, whose product is annotated as FA complementation group C. Gene Ontology annotation, biological process: nucleotide-excision repair; cellular response to oxidative stress; interstrand cross-link repair. Lineage: Eukaryota; Metazoa; Chordata; Mammalia; Carnivora; Mustelidae. The record is from RefSeq and is a predicted model, not a curated record. Gene Ontology annotation, cellular component: Fanconi anaemia nuclear complex.